Brassica napus (rape) is the source of this 2046-nucleotide messenger RNA. RefSeq lists its product as uncharacterized. Gene Ontology annotation, molecular function: zinc ion binding; nucleic acid binding; catalytic activity. Lineage: Eukaryota; Viridiplantae; Streptophyta; Magnoliopsida; Brassicales; Brassicaceae. The record is from RefSeq and is a predicted model, not a curated record. The coding region runs from base 1 to 2046 and encodes 681 amino acids. The transcript has 4 exons.
AUGCUAGCGCAGGAGUCAGUGCUUCUACAAACGUCGGAGCUCAAAGACCAUGUUGUGGCUUAUUUCCACGGUCGUCGACCCUCGGCAGCGAAGAUUCUCGCAGAUCUGAACCCAGUUUGGGGGAAGUUCGGGAGCAUUAUUGCUGACAGGUGCGCUUUCUUGGUGUAUCCUUGGACUGCUGAUGGAAACUUAGCUGCGCAGGAGCUUCUGUUUGCACCGACGUGGGCAGUGCUUAAGAACGUUCCUCCUCAGUUGUACUCCCUUAACGGCAUUAGUGUUGUUGCCAGUGGUAUUGGUGAUCCGCUCCACACUGAAAAGUCUCGCUUGGACCCAUAUCACUUUGGUGAUACCAAAGUCAAGGUUGAGAUUGAUUUAUCGAAAUCUCCUCCAGAGGUGGUUGAAGUUAGGGGUACUCAAGGAAAUUCGGUCAGGAUUAACGUAGAGUACCCCAGUCUCCCGCCUAAAUGCAUUAACUGCGGCAAGUUUGGUCAUCUGAUGAAUCGCUGUCACAAACCCCCUAUGAAAAGAAGUCAUUCUCAGAAACCAGAAAAAGUGAUCAGUGUGGUGAAGUCGGGGGAGGAUGUCUCUUUAGCGCCUCAGGGGGCGUUAGUAGGAGUAGAAGUGCAGAAUGAGGAGAGUAAGGAUAAGAAGCUCAGGGCUCGUUCGAGAUCACGGAGAAGGUCACAGUCUAGAGCAAGAGCUAAAGCGAGGGCUCCGAGUUCUCCUCCUGAAGUCUCUCCUGCAGAAGUCUCAGGUGAGCAAGUUGUGGAGACUCUAGGAAUGGUUGAGAAGGAGAGUUUUUAUUUGGAGGAAAAGGAGUUGAGUUCAGGGGAAGGCUCUGGUGCCAGUGAGAAGCCUUUGGGUGAGGAUCUGCUUCAACUGGAGGAAGGGGAGAUUCGUGAGGUUUCAAGAGCGGGUGAUAGUAAGAGCCUAGCAAUAAAAGUAGUGGAUUUGAAUUUGCGGUUUGAUGAGGACAAGUCACUGUGGCUUACCAAGCACUCUAAGAACUAUAGGCGCGCUCUGAGGCAGAUGGCACUUUGCGAGUGGUUAGAAGUUGGUUGCAAGGACACGUCGGUUGGAGCUUUACUUGAAACUCAUAUACAAGAGAAUAAUUUUUUAGGGGUUUUAGGAGCUGUUGCUCCAGGUUGGAGAUAUGACAAUUAUUAUUCGGAAGCUGUAGGAGGAAGAAUUUGGCUCUUGUGGAAUCCGUCUUUGUCAGUAGUGGUCUAUCUAAGGACGGAUCAGUUGAUCUUAUGUGGGGUGUUUGAUCCAGCUUCAGGUACUAAUUGCACUGUUGCUUUCGUGUAUGCGCAUAACUCAGAAGCGGAAUGGCGUAAUAUGUGGAGGGAUCUAGUGUCUAUUACUAGUAAUUCCUUGGUUUCUGCCAUUCCACUGAUAAUUUUGGGGGACUUUAAUCAAAUUCUAACGGCGGCUGAGCAUUUUUCUCUGUUCCCGUACGAGCUGCCAAUCAGAGGUAUGGAGGAUUUUCAGCGCUGUUUAGAAGAGACUAACCUAUCAGAUAUGGACAUCAGGGGCACCUUCUUCUCCUGGUCCAAUAGGCGUCCAGAGGACCCAAUUCUCAGGAAGCUAGAUAGGAUGAUUUGCAGCGAAAAGUGGAGGGAGAUCUAUCCAGAGGCUGUUAGCGUCUUUGAAGCGCCGGGAGAUUCUGAUUAUUAUCCUGCAGUGGUUUCAUUCUCUUCGGCUUCUCAGGCUAGGAAGUGCAGUUUUAAAUAUUUCUCCUUCUUAUCUUCGCAUCUGAGAUUCUUAUCUGAGAUCAGGAAGACGAGGGAGGAGCCUAUUCCCGUUGGCUCGUGCCCUCAAGAAGUUGCUGACAAACUGAUCAUCAUUUCUUCGGAGGAGGACAUCAAGACAACUCUGUUUGCUAUGCCAAAGAACAAAGCACCAGGCCCUGAUGGCUACUCAGCGGAAUUCUUUUGGGAAGCAUGGGAGAUUGUAGGAAAGGAUGACUGGAGCGGUCAAAUAAUUCUUCACAACUGGUCGGAUGUUGAGACAGUUCAAUACCACUGUUAUUUCUCUGAUCCCUAA